AAGCCCUUUGGGAUCAAGCUGCUCGAGACGCGAGCGCGUCGGGGCCGGGGCCGACGGCACAACCUCCUUUCGCCGCCUCCCCCUGACGCGGCCCUCGGCCCGAGAUGGAGGCGGCGGCGCUGCCCGCCCUCAGCCUUGCCGAGGCGGGGUCCGCGGGCGCCGAGGAGGAGACGUCUGCGACGGGCCCCGCUGGCCGCGAGGAGGCCCUGCUGCUGGCACUGGGCGCGGCCGCGGCGGGGGUGUCGCCGCUCCAGGGCUCCUCGGAGUCGCGGGUUCCCCUGGACGUUGUCACCAUCAGCGAGGCGCACGAUCUCGCGCCCGCGGCGGCUUGGUUCUUGAAGGAGCUGGACCACGCUGGGAGCGGAGCCCUGCCCCUGGGCGAGGUCGUCGCCGCCCUGGCGCGCGCGCGCGCGGCGCUCGGGCUCGCGGCCCUCUGCGGCGCGGAGGCGUACGUCGCGGCCACGGCGCACGACGCGGGCGGAUCCAACGCCCUCGGCGCCGAGAGCCUGGCCGGCGUGCUGGGCGAGCUGCUGGACGAGUGGGCGGCGGCCAGGGGCAUCCCCGCCAGCGCCGCCAGCACGCCGAGGCCCCUGACGCCGCCUGCGCCGCCGCCGUCCCCGGUCGAGGGCGCGCACGUGGUCCUCUGCACCCUGGCGGGGGACGCCUGCCGGGUCGGGCUCGUGGGGAUGGAGUGCGCCACCACAGAGGACCUCGAGGGCGCAGUCGCGCGGUCGCCGCUCGCCCUACGAGUCGGCCUGCCGGUGGUGUUUGCGUUCGGCGGCCGCGUGCUGGGCGCCGGCGACAGGCUGCAGGAUCACGCCAUAACGUGCGGGAGCCACGUGGACGUCGUGCGCGUCACGCCGCCGCCCGCCUUGGUGCGGCUGGCCUGCGAGGGCCUCGGAUGCGGCCCCUCGAUCCGCGGGUCGUGCGGGACCUUCCGCCUCGUCGUCGGCAGGACGAAGAACGGCCGGCCGGUCUACGUGCGCGACUUGGCUCUCUCCUCCUGGAACGCGGCGAUCCGCUACCACGGCGCCGGAUGCCGCUACCUCCUGUUCGAGGAGCACCCCGAGAAGGGGGGGCGUUGGGCCCUCACGGACGACAGGGACUGGACUGGCUACACGGACCGCGCGUACGCCUUCGCUCCGCUGACGGUGCCGCACCCAGGCUACCUGGAGGGCCGCGGCUGGCACGUCUACAAGGACUCCGGGUGCGAGGCCAACAAGACGUGGCUGGAGCACCCCUCGUUGCAGCUCACCGUGGAGGAGGCGAGCGAUCGCCCCCUGUUCGCGUCGUGAGCGCAGAAAGGGGAGAGCGCAGUAGGCGAACAGGAGACGUCUUGGAUCCGCAGUCGGAGGAGGGCCAGCCGAGACAGCGGGCGGCCCUGACCGGGGAUAGUGGCGGCGUGCAGCUGCCGCCUUCGAAUCGGCGGGGCUGUUGCGCCCCUCCCGUUGGUUGUAGGGUUUUUUUGUAGCUCCCCCGGCAGAGUGGCCCCACCCCCGAAGUGGGGGGAGGCCCGCGGCCGCGUGGUCAGGCCAAACGGCCGUGGUGCGGACGUGUACAGGUUCAGACUCGAUUCAGGCAGCCUGGCCGCGCUGCAGAUGAUGGGCCGAUUUUCCACCACCACUACCAUGGGUAGGACGGGGGAGAAGGGAGGAUGGGGAGGUUCUCCUCCUCCUCCUCCUCCUCCUUUCGAGCCAUGUAUGGGGUUGUCCCCCUGGAUCACGCCCCGCACCAAGUAGCUAGAGAUGGUGAGGACUACGCAUUUCGAAUACUCAGUCGUUUUUCGGAGCGGGACCCCGAAAUACUCCAAGAGGUAUUUUGCGACUGCCUGGGGACCAUCGGCCGCGACACCGACGCUGGUGAAGCUUUGCGCAAUGACAAUCCUAGGCAGCUCUUCUGGAGGGAAUGGUGGUCAGGCAUUGGCCGUCAGGUCCAAGCUCACAAAGUGAAUUCUCACACUUCUGAGGCGACCGCAUUGACCGACCACGAUGUCUGGAUCCUUCGUUGAAAUAAGAUGGCCGACACGUAUGCCAAGAAAGGUGCGUUGCUCUGGGGAAUUCCUGAGCAGUGGCCUUUGUUCGUUUCAGGUUGCGAGCGGAUUGAAGCAGACUGCGCUAUGUGGCAUGGCCGAGCCCAGGCUGCUUGGGGUGCCCUGGAGCAGCCCGAUUCGGGUGGCAUUGCCGGCACCCCUGACAUCCAAUUCGACGAUGAAUUCUCCGAGGCCCCUUCUAGCAGGGUUCCGGCACCGUAGGGGCGUCGGGGUCCUUGCUCUCUCCGCCUCCGCCUCCCGCUCCUCCUCAGGGCUUCAUUGCAUCAGCCGGGGUACCGUGGGCCCUCCGUGGACAUUCAGUGGUCCAGGCUCCUGUGCAGGCUGAGUCGGGAGAGACGCUCUCCGAUCCUCUCUUCUGCAAGUUGUGCGGGUCUUCGGUGCACAAGGCUGCACGGGGCCUUCUGGUCCCAGUGUCUAGGCCCAGCCCACCCAGGUCUCAAGACGCAGCGUUCGAGGCUAUGCCGCGGUCUGCUUCCUGGCCACAAUUUGGGCAACGCCAGCAUCGGCCGUGCCGUCGGGCCGUCGGUUGAGAUCUAGGCUGUCUGGGGUCCUUCGCUGGAGUGCCGGGGGGAGCCGGACAGCGUCAGGAGGGCGCCGUUUCAAACAAUUUGUCCCGCGACGCUUCCCGCCACCUUGAGCCAAGGUGGCUUGAGCCAGGCUGUGGGGUCGUCCGCUUCUUCGGCCGACGCGGAUGCAGAGCGGGACUCCGCCGUGGUGUGCUUGCUCCACUUUGAAGCAGCUCGCGCCACCCAGCUGCACGGUUUUAGCUCCCCUCAGGCGCUGGUGCAUCGGGAGAAGACCCAACGCAGGCGCGAGGGAGCCGACACAGCUGGGAGGAUGAGGAGGCCAGCAUAGGAUGAGCCCCUGGUAGGGUUUCGCUGGGCCAUCGGGUUCGGCAUCUGCUGCUUGGCAUUGGCGGGGCGGCUCGUUUUCUCGCUGGGCAUCGGCUCCGCACGGCUUUUCGGCGAAGGGUCGGGAGGCCCCCGCCAGUAUGCCAGCCUUCAUUGAUACGGAGGGUAUCAUCAGCAGCCUCAGCAGCCUCCUCCCUCUCCUACCUAUGGUAGUGGUGGUGGAACAUCGGCCCAUCAGCAGACCGCCGCGCGGCGGGCUUCUCGUUCGGACGGAAAGGACCGCGCCCCGCGGGGUCGCAGGUCCCGAAGUUUGGACGCCUGGUACCGAAACAGCGGCUACUGCAGGGGUUCACUGAUCGUGGUGCUGG
Molecule: messenger RNA, 3269 nt
Organism: Prorocentrum cordatum
Lineage: Eukaryota; Dinophyceae; Prorocentrales; Prorocentraceae
Source: the annotation of a GenBank genome assembly